GCCUGGCUGCACCGUCUAGGGAAAUACAGCACCCCUGGGAUCGAGAAGCUCGCGUCGCAGUACCGCAACGGCGCCAAAUGCCGCUGCGUCGAGGUCAAGAACGGCUCCUUCAACUGGUGCUUCAAAGUGGUGUUCGAGAAUGGCGGGCCCACGUGGGCAGUGCGCUUCCCUGUCGCGGGCAAUGUCAUGCACGCCGAGUCCAAAGUGCAGCGCGAAUACGCCGUCAUGAAAUUCGUCAGGGAGAAGACGGACAUUCCUGUCCCCGAGGUUAUUGCGUUUGGCGCGGCGUCAGAUAAUCAUGAUCCGGCCAUGGGCCCGUUCAUUAUCACGGAGUGGGUUGAGGGCGUGCCGCUGAGCAGUCUGAUGGAACAGCUCCCCAGACCGGCGCGGGGGCCAGUUUUGCGUACGGAUCUCAGUGACGAGACGCUUUUCGCUAUCUAUCGUCAGGUAGCCAAUAUCAUGUUGGAACUGUCAAGGCAUAACUUCGACAAGAUUGGCGCCCUGUCACUUGUCUAUAAUGACGAUGGUACGCCUUCUUGGCCUGUGACAUCUAGGCCCAUGACCCUGAAGAUGAACGAGAUUGAGAGAGGCGGAUAUGUCACGGUGGAUAAUCAUGUACGAGAACCAUUCCGAACCGUCACAGAAUACGUUCACAACCUCGUGCAGCAAAACAUCACGCAUUUAUUUGAGCAAAGGAACUCAGUCGACGAUAUUUACGAUGCGCGGCGGAAAUACAUCCUUCGCCAGCGCGUCAAGAACCUCAUCCCGUACUUCGUCGCACCAGAGUACGAUUCCGGCCCGUUCAAACUCCUCUGUGAUGACUUCCAUCCCGGGAACAUCCUCGUCAAUGACAACAUGGAAGUCGUGGCUGUCAUCGACUGGGAAUGGACGUACGCGGGCCCAUACCAGUUUGUGUACUCGCCACCGCCGUGGCUCAUUCUCGAGAACCCAACGUCGUGGACCGAUAGGAGCGAGGCUCUCUACAAAGCGAAAUUCCCGCUAUUCCUCAGGGCCUUGGAAGAAGAAGAGGUGCGCAGAGGCACGCGGCUCCCGCCGGAACAUAGGAUGUCAGGACUGAUGCGGCGGUCCGUCGAAGAUGGGAAAUUCUGGUUUAACGAGCUGAUCCGCGAAUCGUUCAAUUUUGACGAGGAUGUUCUGUGGCCAAAUAUCGAGUUGCUGCUUCAGAAGAGCGGUCUUGCGGAUGUGGGGAUCCCGAGCGACCAGGAGGUGGAGGACUUCGUGAAGAGGAAGAUGCAGGAUUUGGAGACAUAUAAUAGAGAUCUGCAGGUAUUGCGGCGGAAGGAAUUAGAGAGUGAGGAGGGGAUAACUGAAACUUGGCAGGAGAACGUGGCUACAGAAACG
Messenger RNA from Amorphotheca resinae ATCC 22711, 1362 nucleotides. RefSeq lists its product as hypothetical. The annotation marks the transcript as partial. The record is from RefSeq and is a predicted model, not a curated record. Lineage: Eukaryota; Fungi; Ascomycota; Leotiomycetes; Helotiales; Amorphothecaceae. The transcript has 2 exons.